Molecule: messenger RNA, 2272 nt
Organism: Dictyostelium purpureum
Lineage: Eukaryota; Evosea; Eumycetozoa; Dictyosteliales; Dictyosteliaceae
Product: heat shock cognate 90 kDa protein
Exons: 2
Coding region: 99-2198 (699 amino acids)
Biological process (GO): protein folding; cellular response to heat; protein stabilization
Cellular component (GO): protein-containing complex; plasma membrane; perinuclear region of cytoplasm
Molecular function (GO): ATP-dependent protein folding chaperone; ATP hydrolysis activity; ATP binding
Source: RefSeq, a predicted model, not a curated record
AAUUAACUUAUAAUUAAUUCUCACUUGUACAUAUUUUUUAAUUAGAUAAUUAAUUAUUUUUUUUUAUUGAAAAAAAGAAUUUAUAUAUAAAAUACAAAAUGUCAAACGAAGUUGAAAGAUUCACAUUCCAAGCUGAAAUUAAUCAGCUCAUGUCUCUCAUCAUUAAUACUUUCUAUUCAAACAAGGAAGUAUUUUUAAGAGAAUUGAUUUCAAAUGCCUCUGAUGCCUUAGAUAAAAUCCGUUACCAAUCAUUAACUGAUAACUCUGUCUUAGACUCAAAGAAAGAACUUGAAAUUAAAAUCAUCCCAGAUAAAGAAAACAAAACCUUAACCAUUAUUGAUAGUGGUAUUGGUAUGACUAAAGCCGAUAUGGUCAAGAAUCUUGGUACUAUUGCCCGUUCAGGUACCAAAAAUUUCAUGGAACAAUUACAAUCAGGUGCUGCUGAUAUCUCUAUGAUUGGUCAAUUUGGUGUUGGUUUCUACUCUGCUUACCUCGUUGCUGAUACUGUUAUUGUUCACUCAAAGAACAAUGAUGAUGAACAAUAUGUUUGGGAAUCAAGUGCUGGUGGUGAAUUCACUAUUGCUCUCGAUCACACCGAACCAUUAGGUCGUGGUACUAAAAUCAUCCUCCACAUGAAAGAAGAUCAAUUAGAUUACUUAGAAGAAAAGAAAAUCAAAGACCUCGUCAAAAAACACUCUGAAUUCAUUCAAUACCCAAUCAGUCUUUUAACCAUCAAAGAAAAAGAAGUUGAAGAAGAAAAAGAAGAAAAAACUGAAGAAGAAUCAACUGAUGCUAAAAUCGAAGAAAUCGAAGAAGAAAAAGAAAAAACCAAAAAGAAAGUUCAAGAAAAAGAAUGGGAUGUUCUCAACAAGACCAAACCACUCUGGACUCGUAACCCAUCUGAUGUUAACAAAGAAGAAUACAACAGUUUCUACAAAUCAAUUUCAAAUGAUUGGGAAGAACCAUUAGCCGUCAAACACUUCUCUGUUGAAGGUCAACUUGAAUUCAAAGCCAUCCUCUUUGUUCCAAAGAGAGCUCCAUUCGAUUUAUUCGAAUCAAAGAAAAAACACAACAACAUCAAACUCUACGUUAAACGUGUCUUCAUUAUGGACAACUGUCAAGAAAUUAUCCCAGAAUACCUUAACUUUGUCAGAGGUAUUGUCGAUUCAGAAGAUUUACCACUCAACAUUUCUCGUGAAACCCUCCAACAAAACAAAAUCCUUACUGUCAUUCGUAAGAAUUUAGUCAAGAAAUGCUUAGAACUCUUCAACGAAAUCUCAGAAAACACUGAAGACUACAAGAAAUUCUACGACUCAUUCUCAAAGAACCUCAAAUUAGGUAUCCACGAAGACAGCCAAAACAGAGAAAAGAUUGCCGAUCUCCUCCGUUAUCAAACCUCAAAGACUGGUGAUGAAAUGACCACCCUCAAAGAAUACGUCUCACGUAUGAAAGAAGGUCAAAAUGAAAUCUACUACAUUACUGGUGAAUCAAAGAAAGCCGUUGAAAACUCACCAUUCAUCGAAGGUCUCAAAAAGAAAAACCUCGAAGUCAUCUACAUGGUUGACCCAAUCGAUGAAUAUGCUGUUCAACAACUUAAAGAAUAUGACGGUAAGAAAUUAGUUUCAAUCACCAAAGAAGGUCUCAAACUCGAUGAAACCGAAGACGAAAAGAAAAAAGCUGAAGAAGACAAAGCUGCCAACGAAAACCUCCUCAAACAAGUUAAAGAAGUUCUCGGUGACAAAAUCGAAAAAGUCGUUCUUUCAAACCGUCUUGCUAACUCACCAUGCGUUUUAGUUACCUCUGAAUACGGUUGGUCAGCCAACAUGGAACGUAUCAUGAAAGCUCAAGCCCUUCGUGAUAACUCUAUGUCAACUUAUAUGUCAAGCAAAAAGACCUUUGAAUUAAACCCAGAUCAUCCAAUCGUCCAAGAACUUAGAAAGAAAGCCAACGAAAAAGCUAAAACCUUCAAAGAUUACGUCUUUUUAUUAUAUGAAACCGCUCUCCUUACCUCUGGUUUCUCAUUAGAUGAACCAUCAUCAUUUGCUUCACGUAUCCACCGUAUGAUCAAACUUGGUUUAAGUAUUCAAGAUGAUUCAAGUGCUUCAACUUCAACCGCUGAAGAAACCACCACCACCGGCGAUGAUCUCCCAGAUCUUGAAGAAGAUAACAAAAACUCUGUCAUGGAAGAAGUAGAUUAAACAAUCUUUUAAAAUAAUUAAAUUAAUAAAAUUUUAAAUUAAAAAAAAGUAUCAUUUUUUUUUUCAUAUACUGU